Molecule: messenger RNA, 417 nt
Organism: Medioppia subpectinata
Lineage: Eukaryota; Metazoa; Arthropoda; Arachnida; Sarcoptiformes; Oppiidae
Source: the annotation of a GenBank genome assembly
UGGAGUCAAACCGUUGGCCAACAGUUGGAUGACUUGCGCCGGGCGUUCGCUGACAACGGGUUUGUCAUUGAUUUGAUUGAAGUCCAUCCCGACAGCGACCGUAUGCCUCGUCAGCAUAUAAUUGAUUUUAUGCCAAAUAUGAUGAACGGGUGGCGAAACUAUUUCGAUACCGACAAACAGUUUGAAAGCGACAAAAAGGAUUUAAUGGAAAUAGUGUUCGACUCGUCAACCAAUCCCGAAGCCGAGCGGCCCGACCCGAAGGCGUGGUCACACUUUCUGGCCAAUGAGAGCAUCACCGAAGUGGUCAAGACUGAACAAAUUGUUCAAAUUUGCCUGUUAAGUUGCCCGGGAGUCUCCCGGAAUCAGGGUCCGUCUCCCGUUUUGCGGUGUAGGUCUCAGCUUUAUGUGGACAACUGA